AGGCUGCAGAAUGGGGUGAGUUUGGGUAAGCUCGCACAGGGCGGGCCCUUACCUUCCCCUCCGAAUAAAACGGGCUGAGAGGAUGUCUGCCGUGCUGGAGGAGCGCACUCCUGGGAGCUGGGCAGCUGACUCUUGUCGUCCACGUCGCGUAGUCGCUACAGCCUGAGGGAGACAUGGUCAGUGGCGGCAAUAAGGCGCCCAUCAUCCUCGGGGUGGUCGGCCUGCUGCUGGUGGCGUUAGGGGCGCUGCUGGUAUUUUUGGUCCCUGUUAUCAUGAAGCAACAAGUGGAGAAGAAUGUCCGUAUCGACCCCAGCAGUGGCUUUGCUUAUGAAAUGUGGAGGGAUCUCCCAGUACCCUUCUUCAUGUCAAUCUAUGUUUUUGAAGUAAUGAAUCCUAAAGAAAUUACUUUGGGAGAGAAACCAAGGGUUGAAGAACGUGGGCCUUACGUUUAUAGAGAGCGCAAACAGAAAACAAACAUAACCUUCAAUGAAAAUGGAACUGUAUCGUUUGUGGAAAUAAGAAGUUUCCAGUUUGAUCGUGAAAAGUCUGCAGGAAGCGAAGAUGAUUAUGUAUUAGUCCCAAAUCUUAUUGUCAUGAUUUCUUCACUGAUGACGAAGGAUAUGUCCUAUGCUGUUAGAUUUAUGCUCAAUGCUGCAUUUUUAGUAUACAACCAAGAGCCAUUCAUGAACCGUACUGUGAAGGAAGUCUUGUGGGGCUACAGUGACCCAUUCCUGGAUUUUGUAAAUACGAUCGUACCCAACGCCUUACCCUUCAAAGGGAAGUUUGGCUUGUUUGCAGAUUUCAAUAAUUCAAACACUGGUGUCUUUACCGUGAACACUGGGGUAGAAGAUAUCAGCAAGGUCCAAAUGUUAGACACAUGGAAUGGACUCAGAGAGGUUGCUUACUGGCACUCUGAGCAGGCCAAUAUGCUCAAUGGUACUGCUGGUCAGAUGUGGCCCCCGUUUCGGACCCCCUCCCAACCUUUAGAAUUUUACAGCCCGGACGCUUGCAGAUCAAUGAAAUUGGUGUACGAAAAAGAGGAAUCAUUUCGAGGUAUACCGACCUACCGAUACACCGCCCCAAACUAUCUUUUUGCAAAUGGAUCGGACUAUCCUCCAAAUAAGGGGUUUUGCCCAUGUGUGGCAUCUGGAGUGAUGAACGUCAGUUCCUGUCGGUUUAAUGCCCCACUCUUUCUGUCAUUUCCCCAUUUUUACAACGCUGACCCAGGAUUUGUAGAAGCUGUGGACGGUUUACACCCUAGUGAAAAGUUGCACUCCCUCUUCCUAGACCUGCAUCCACUCACAGGGAUCCCCAUGAAUUGUUCAAUCAAGAUGCAGCUCAGCUUACUAACAAUGGGAGUCAGUGGCAUUACGCAAAUUGGGAACAUUAAGCCUGUAAUCUUUCCAAUUCUGUGGUUUUCAGAGAGUGGAUAUCUAGAUGGUCCAGUGUAUCAUACAUAUUAUAACACCCUGAUUGUGCUCCCUGCUGUACUUGACUACCUGCAAUACAUCUUCAUUGCUCUGGGUCUCUUCUUUAUACUGGUUUCAGCGGUUCUUGCAUUUGCAAGAAAGGAAAAAUUCUGCUUAUUUUGGCGUAGUAAUAAAAAGCUUGAUGAAAAUUAUGAUAUCACUAAAGCCCAAAAAGAAAAGUUGACUGCUUCUAAUGGAACUGUGGUACUGGAAGCCAAAUUAUAGGUGCGUACAAGAAAGCGGAGAACAUCUUGGAAGACACAGGUGAAAUAACUCAAGCAGAUCAAUGUUCUGACGAUGCAAAGCUUCUUGAAGAUCCAGAUGAUUGACCUCAAGGCUGAGAAAUCACAGUACCCAUUCUAAUGGACCCUUUGAAACCUGUUUUUAAGGGAUAGUUCUAGAAUUUCAUUUAGUGGGUACCACAUAUUACAUAAAAUGUGGAGAAAUAUCCACGCAAAACAAUCCCACACCAGUAAGACUGAAAUUGAAUGGUGAUGAGGGGAUUCCACAGUAAAACAUUAGGGGUUUAUGAGCUCAGUCCUAAUGACUCUGAGCUUAGCAGGAUCCUACUGCCACAGAGAUCCAAAUAUAUUGCUUUCUCAUCCACAUAUUGACCAAAGAAGCAACGUCACUUGAGGACUCUGCAUAUGUGGCUUUCAGUUUUUAACACCUGAAAAUAAAUUUGAACACAUAAUGAAGGUACCCCUCCAAAGAACCUGGUAUAUGUUCUAGUUUGGUAGCUCAUGUCAUGCAGAAAAUAUGUAGUUUCCAGUGCAUUAGCUUUCAUUGAUAUGAUUUGGAAUGCACAUCAAUCGGCGGUUUCUUCUGCUUAUUAAGACAUGGUACAUCUGUUUGUGCCGUGUGAUCACGGGGCCACUCACAAGGGUAAUCUUUUUUUCUAUGGCUAAAAUUAUAGCUGCAUUAAUAUGCAGAGCUAAAAAGUGUAAGAGCUAUAUACUAAAGCUGGACACAAUACUUUAGGGGGGGGGGUGGCAAAAUUUUUUGAACAUUUCUUGUUUCAGUAUUAAUUGAACCUGUUAUUGCCAACCUUGAUUUAACAAUGCCCUUACAUGUAUAAACCCCUGGUGAGAAAUGGGCAUCAAUAAUGUGAUUAUGUAAUGUCACAGCGUAAUAUCAAAGCUUUGUGUUUCUCAGUUCACUGUCCUUCAAAAAAAAAAAAGUCCAAGUUGUCCAGUGUUGAGUUUACUAAGCACUUAUUCUCCUCUUCAGAUGGAUAAUCUGCUCUUAUCUCACUGUUUGUCAUUCAAAGUUACACGGUUGCUAGAAGUCCAAGCAAAUCAUUUUAAUUUAAAUCUGUUUGUUUGCACUGAACAUCUCAAGCAAUAAUUUAUACCACAAACCUCUCAGGGUAAUGUUUGUCUCAACAUAAGGCUACGGUCACACAAGAAUAAUGGUGCAUGUAAAAACCAUCAGAGGAAAGCAAAAAAAAAAAAAAAACCUUACCAGAGUUUUUUUGUUUUUUUGCUUUCCUAGUAUCUGAUCCUGGAUUUGGCUUUAACUAUGCAAUUCUUAUGCUGCCUAGUAACAUGGGUGUCUGAUUAUAGUCUAAGGGGGUAUCUACACAGCAGAUUUUGUUGUAGAAAUUUUGCUACUGAAUCUGUUCUUUUCACAUUAACAACAUUUUGGUGGCAAGCACAUAGGUUUUUGUAAGCCCCAGUGGACAGUUUCAGAAAUUUCUGAAACAAUGUUUGAUUUCAUCCUAGGGCUUUUUGUCAACUUGGGGCUGUGCAUCAUGAAGAUUGUAAGUGUUGCCCUGCCAGUUGCUCCUAAUAAGAGCCCCCGACUGUUGUUGGGGUGGCUUGCUGGUCUAAAACUGCAUACACUGACAAUGGGUAUGAUUGUGGUAGUUCGACAUUACGGGCUUUGUCGCAUGACCACAAGUCGCCAUCUAGCCUUAGCCUAAUUCUAACCAGCAUACUAUAAUUGUACAAGGGUGCCAUAAUCUUAUAAUGUAAUAUGGUAGCAGGAUCAACUUUGUGUUGGUCACUCGUGAGAAUUUCAACCACACUGUAGUGCAGUACUCAAAUUAUUAUAAUUUUUUUUGGGGAACAAUUUACAACCUAGUUGUUUUGCACAGAAAAGUGUGAAGAAUACGCCAAAAAAUUUAAACCAUUAAUUUUUUUUUAUGAAAUGGAAUCCUGGUGCCUUUUUUUUAUAUCAUUGUGAAAAGUAAUUUAUAAAAUAGCUUAAGUAUAAAUUUAUAUUGAUGCAAAGUGUAUAUGUGACUGGAUAUAAAAUGUGUACAAAUCUACCGUUAUUUUAUAGCACAAAAUCUACUUUUUAUGUAUGAGAUUUAGCUUUACAGAACACUGGGCUUUUUUCAUGCACACUAACUGCAUCCUAGAUCGAAUUUGUUCUGUUCUAGCAUUUUAAUGUGCAGGUUUUAAUUUUAAAGGGCUGUUGAACCACAUUUCAAUUUUUAACAUUCUCACUCUGUGGAGUGAAGCAUACUUAGCUGUUGCUCAACACUGUUUUCCAGUUAAUGGGGUCCACCACUAUCUUUCCUGGACGUCAAGUGUCUCAGGUAAAUAUUCAGCAUGUAUGUGCACAGGUGCUGGAUGUUUAGCUCUGGUGCUGCAAGUAUGGAGAAGACAGUAGAGGACCCUAGGAGCUGAAAACCAAGUGUUACGGAGCAGUUAACAUACAGCCACCUUUAUUUUGACUGCUUAACCUGUUAAGGCAGUUAUUGCGAUUUGUUGAAUUACUGUACAGUGACCAUCCUGGCCUAGCAGGUGUCCUAAUAGUGCUCGAUUUAUAUUUCUGUAUGCUUCAUCCAACAGGUUCCAUGGAGGUUAAAAAUGGUAUGGGGCUGGACAACCCCUUGCAGAAUAGAUCCCUUAGGACACCGGGUGGUCAGGAAUAUAUUCACUGCACAGUGUUGGGCGGGUAGGGGUUGGGAACCGGUCACAGUAAUCCUUUGCUACAUACUCUUGUCUGUUGCUGAAUGUAGACUGGACUACAGGGGUUGUUACUUCAUCAAAUGGCCUUUAUCACGUAGACAAAGUUUUAAUCCAAGGCACUUACUAAUGCAGGCAUCCUCAAACUGUGGCCCUCCAGCUGUUGUAAAACUACAACUCCCACAAUGCCCUGCUGUAGGCUGAUACCUGUAGGCUGUUCGGGCAUGCUGGGAGUUGUAGUUUUGCAACAGCUGGAGGGCCGCAGUUUGAGGAUGCCUGUACUAAUGUAUUGUGAUUUCUCCAUAUUGCCUCCUUUUGCUUGCUUGAUUAAUUUCUCCAUCCCAUCAUACACUGCUCGUUUCUAGAGGUUAUGACCACCGUGCAAUACAGCAGUGGUGGUUGCAUUUGCACACUAUAGGAAAAAGCAUCAGCCUCUCUGCUUGCAAGGGCUGUGUCCACCAGAGAGUCUGCCGCUCUUUCCUAUAGUGUGGAAGCACGGCCACUGCUGCUGUAUGGCAGGAUGGUCAUAACCACUGGAAACGAGCAGUGUAUAAUAGGAUGGAGAAAAGAAUCAAGCUAGCAAAGGAAGCAAUAUGCACAAUCACAAUAUGUUAUAUGAACUUUGUCUACAUGCUGAAGUGACACCCCUUUAAUGCGAUGCAUAAGAUUCCACCUAUCCCAGUUGUAGCUGUAGGUAGCUCACUGUCUGUAUUACAGAAAAAAACAUUUAUUCUAGUUUACAGAACCUGUGAACCUGAAUGGUUCAAACAGGACGGUUUGGCAAUAAAGGCACACAGCAACCUGCACCAGAAGAAAGAGUGGAUCCUGAAGGGAAAAGUAAUAUAUAUAUAUAUAUAUAUAUAUAUAUAUAUAUAUAUAUAUAUAUAUAUAUAUAUAUAUAUAUAUAUAUAUAUAUAUAUUUAAAUUCAGGUUCUCUUUUUUGACUAAAAUUGAUGUUUCUCUAAUUUAGGCUAAAUUCACACGGCUCACAUUUAAAAGCAUCAGAUUGAAAUCUGCACCUGUUCUGUACUGUGGUGCUGUGUUCAAGUACCACAUCAAGUCUUGUUGAAAGCUGCUGUUUCUAGUCUUAACCUUAUCUCUCUGUCCUUUAGGAGGUGCUACAUGUUUUUCUAACUGCAGUGCUAUGGUGUAAUUUUUAUCUUCAUUUCUGUAUUCUUGUCACAAUAUAAAUGGAAGUAAAAAUAAUUGGAAAAAAAAAUAUAAAGCCAUGACUUUGUUACUGUC
This is a messenger RNA of Bufo gargarizans (Asiatic toad), 5632 nucleotides long. RefSeq names its product scavenger receptor class B member 1 (gene SCARB1). Gene Ontology annotation, biological process: cholesterol import; cholesterol efflux; plasma lipoprotein particle clearance. The record is from RefSeq and is a predicted model, not a curated record. Bases 174 to 1694 code for a protein of 506 amino acids. Gene Ontology annotation, cellular component: caveola; cytoplasm. The transcript has 13 exons. Gene Ontology annotation, molecular function: scavenger receptor activity; lipid binding; low-density lipoprotein particle binding. NCBI's taxonomy places the organism in Eukaryota, Metazoa, Chordata, Amphibia, Anura, Bufonidae.